AUGCCAGGUGCUCCUGAGACCUCCCUCAACUCCUUGGCACUCCUCAACAGUUCCAGACGGACUCCAUCGGUGGUCUGGCUGACGGGGAUUCCUGGUCUGGAAUCCAACCUCGCCUGGGUCUCCAUCCCGUUCUGCGCCAUAUAUCUCAUUUCCCUUUUGGGGAACGCCAUUAUUCUUUUGGUGAUCAAAACAAACCGAUGCCUCCACAACCCCAUGUACAUCUUCCUCUCCAUGCUGGCUAUCACAGAUCUUGGUUUAUCCAUCUCCACCAUGCCAACCAUACUAGGCGUCUUUUGGUUCAACGCCAGAAGGAUCAGCUUCACUGCUUGUUUCACCCAACUCUUCUUCAUCCACUCCUUCUCAUUGAUGGAGUCCUCUGUGCUCUUGGCCAUGGCCUUCGAUCGCGUUGUGGCCAUCCGCAACCCCCUCAGAUACGCCGCCAUCUUGACCAUGCCCAGAAUCAGGAAGAUGGGCCUGGCAUUUGUGGCCAGAGCGGUGGCCUUGGUCUUGCCAUUUCCCCUCCUUCUCAGAAGACAUCGCUACUGUUGCAUCAAUCUCCUCUUCCACUCCUACUGCCUGCAUCAGGAGGUGAUGAACCUGGCCUGCUCGGACAUCACCGUCAACACCAUUUAUGGCAUGUUUGUCAUUUUCUCCACAGUGGGGCUGGACUCACUCCUCAUCCUCUUCUCUUACAUGGUGAUCCUCAAGACUGUGUUGGGCAUCGCAUCACAGGCAGCCCGCCACAAAACCCUCGGCACUUGUGGCUCACAUAUCUCUGCAGUGUUGCUCUUCUACACACCAAUGAUUGGCUUAACUGUGAUACACAGGUUUGGGAAGGAUUCCCCACUCUUGGUCCGUGUUUUUAUGGGCUACGUGUACCUGCUGGUGCCACCCCUCAUGAACCCCAUUGUGUACAGUGUAAAAACCAAGCAAAUUCGAGACAAGAUCAUCCAAAUUUUCCUCAAGUGGAACACGAAAACGAGAAGCUUCCGUUCUUAGUACUAAAUAUGACUGUCUAAAAUUCCAUGAAAGGCAGGUCAAGUCUUCCAAAAGAUUCAGAGAGCCUUUCUCUGUGGAUCAGGUCACAUUCACACAGGUAGGGAACAUAGGUUUCACGACUGAACUGUGAGGUCCCUGGUGCUCUCUGAACUUGGUUGGUUUCUUGCAGAGGUUCACCUCAUCUUGCACCUCAUCACCUGACUAGGUAACAUCAUCCCUGCUAGGAACACUGACAUGUAGCACUGAUGAUGUUACCUAAUUUGGUAAUGAAAUAUCUG
Crotalus tigris (Tiger rattlesnake) is the source of this 1277-nucleotide messenger RNA. Its product is annotated as olfactory receptor 51G2-like. Gene Ontology annotation, biological process: G protein-coupled receptor signaling pathway. The transcript has a single exon. Gene Ontology annotation, molecular function: G protein-coupled receptor activity; olfactory receptor activity. Gene Ontology annotation, cellular component: membrane. Lineage: Eukaryota; Metazoa; Chordata; Lepidosauria; Squamata; Viperidae. The record is from RefSeq and is a predicted model, not a curated record. The coding region runs from base 1 to 999 and encodes 332 amino acids.